AGUUAUCUAUCUUGAACCAUCAUCCCAUCAAAGCGGGGUAAACAAUCCAUUCGAUCCUCUCGCGCAACAGCAACUGAACCAUCAUGUCUUCAAUCCACCAAGCCGUGCAAAAUGUGCUCAAGCAGUCCCCGGCUCUCUAUCGUGGUCCGGGUGGUGCAAUAGCCGUUCUUGAGGAUGGAAACGUGCUUGGGCAACAUGUCUGGGGAUACGCUGAUAUCGACCAGCGCAUUCCAAUGACACCGGAAACGAUGAUGCCUAUCUGCUCGAUCACCAAACAGAUGGUGUGCAUGUGUCUUAAGGCACUGGAAAGACAACUGCAAUCCCAUCUCGGCGGUGACGACCAAGUUCAGUCGCAUUUAGACUCCCACUUCCGCGAAGUCUGUCCCGAUAACCUCGACUCCUUCCCAGGAGCCUCCAAACCGAGCCUCCGUCAACUCUGCGACAACCAAUCCGGCCUACGAGACUACUGGGCCCUGACUACACUCUGGGGCGCUCGACCGGACGGAGUCUUUUCAUUACCCGAAGCCGGAGAAAAGAUGCUAGAACGCCUAGGUGCCCCUCACUUCACCCCAGGGACCCAAUACUCCUACGCCAACACCAACUUCCACAUUCUGGCACAGGUCAUCGAGCGCUGCAGUCGCACCUGCUUUCCCUCCGGUAACAAGCCGCUGGGCCAGUGGCUCGGCGAGCAUGUUUUCACACCGGCAGCAAUGGCGUCCGCGCGCUUACAUCCGGACAAUGCCUCGUUGCCUGGAGAUUGCGUGGGAUACGAAGGGGACGAGGCGCGCGGCUACAUCGCCGCUGUCAAUCGGAUCCACUGGUCCGGCGACGCGGGCGUCGUGGCCUCGCUGGCAGACAUGAUCGCGUACGAGAAGUUCCUCCAUCGCAGCUGGGCGGACGAGACGAGCAUCUAUCGAGAAAUGGCCCUCCCUCCCACGUUCGCGGACGGGACCCCAGCCCCCUACGGCUACGGCCUCGAGCACGUUGUGGUGGCAGGCGUGCCGACGGUUGGCCACGGGGGUGCUCUGCGCGGCUACCGGCUGCACAGGCGUCACGUUCCCUCUCAGAAGCUCUCUGUAGUGGUAAUGUUCAACCAUGAUGCGGACGCCGAGAAGGCAGCGCAGGAUAUUUUGGCGAGGCUUCUGAAGAAAGAUGAAGUGCUACGCUCAGUGUCCCAUAGUGUGACACUCAGCUCGCAAAAUUGGCCGGGAUACUACUGGGACGAAGAGGCUUGCCUGGCCAUUAAGGUGAAGAAUCGCCCUGAUACUGGGGAUAUUGUCGUCACCUAUGCGGGCGAGCCGGACACUUUGGUCCCCGUGCGACCAGAGCGGGCUGAAUCUCGCACCACUUUGGCCACGCUGGAGGAUGACCGUCUCCGUCUCGACUGGCCGCAGCCGAAUAGGCAUAUCACUGCUCACCGGCUUGUCCGCUCUCCUACAGAGCCAGACGGGAAGACUUUUGCUGGAACUUAUGUCUGCCGCGAACUGGACUCGACUUUCUAUUGUGCCGAAAGUGGCGGACUGCUGUAUGGAUACUUUGAUGGCUUUCUCGGCCGUGGUCCGGUGCAUUUUAUGCGUUACUUGGGCGAGUGCAAGAAUGGAUCAGUGUGGGCCUUGGCCUGUCCGCGGGGAAUGGAUGCCCCUGCGCCGGGGGACUGGAGUCUCUGUUUCUCUCGUAGAGAGGAUGAGUCAGUCUCGGAGGUGACGAUCAGUUGUUGGCUGGCUAGACGUGCCGUGUUUGCACGGAGGUCGUAGCGGUCGGCUUCAGUUCGAUAUGGCUCAAGCCCACGCUCACGAAUAUGCCUCGUCUAUGCCUUUCAAUGUUCUCCGUAACGGCAUCGUGAAUUCAUAUGUGGAGUAUUAUUUCAGACAGCCAAUGAUACUCGUAGAGUGACAG
Messenger RNA from Aspergillus brunneoviolaceus CBS 621.78, 1896 nucleotides. Its product is annotated as beta-lactamase/transpeptidase-like protein. Lineage: Eukaryota; Fungi; Ascomycota; Eurotiomycetes; Eurotiales; Aspergillaceae. Gene Ontology annotation, molecular function: aminopeptidase activity. The record is from RefSeq and is a predicted model, not a curated record. Bases 84 to 1754 code for a protein of 556 amino acids. The transcript has a single exon.